This is a messenger RNA of Procambarus clarkii (red swamp crayfish), 866 nucleotides long. RefSeq names its product C-type lectin domain family 17, member A. Gene Ontology annotation, molecular function: signaling receptor activity. Lineage: Eukaryota; Metazoa; Arthropoda; Malacostraca; Decapoda; Cambaridae. The record is from RefSeq and is a predicted model, not a curated record.
CCAGGUACUUGGAAUGACGGUGAGACGACGGCAGAUUUCACAAGCAAACCUGGUUAAGAGACUCGUAGCAUCACUAUUUCACCACUGUCACCACCACCUGAGACCUGCACCACCCUAGGUUACCAUUACCUGAGAUCACCACCAGCUGAGGUCACCACCAGCUGAGGUUACCACCACUUGAGGUCACCACUACCCGAGGUCACCACCAUCCGAGAUCACCACCAGCUGAGGUCACCAUGUUCGUGCCAGUUCUGCUGGUCAUCAACCUCUUGACGCAGGUGGAGGCCGGUAAGUCCUCGUGCCCUGAGCCCUUCGUCAGGAUCGGGGAGGGCUGCUACUACUUGUCUCAGACGGCGAUGACGUGGAGCGAGGCGCGGGGGUACUGCCAGGACCUCCUGCCGGGGGAGGACGCCGACCUGGCCGUCUUCGAGACCUACUGCAACGACUACUCCCACAUAGCUUCCUACGCCCUUAAUGCCGAGACGUACUUCUUUUGGGUGGGUGGCACGGACGAGGGCCACGAAGGAUACUGGAACUGGGUGGAUGGACGCCCUAUUAACCUGGAGGCCACUUACUGGAGAGAACAAGAGCCAAAAUCCAGUACAUCAUAUAACUGCAUUAUGUUUGUUGAUUUUUAUGAAUCCAACCAUAGGAUGCGCCUCGAAGAUUACACCUGUUCUGCCUCAGAACUCUUCCUGUGUCAGCUGGGUGUCCACGCCCUGAAAUAGUUCAUGAGUUGUUGUUAUGUAAAUCCAGGCACGUCAACUGAGUGUACACACACACACACACACACACACACACACACACACACACACACACACACACACACACACACACACACACACACACACACACACACACACACA